AUGCCGUCCCGCACCGACACCUCUGCACCACGGCCACCACCGCCAUCCGAAGGCUGGCCACCCUUCACGCUUCCCCUCACCGACCUGGUCGCCGGUUCAGCGGCGGGGUCGGCGCAGGUGCUGGUGGGCCAGCCGCUGGAUACCAUCAAGGUGCGCGCGCAGACGGCGGCCGUGGGACGCUUCACGGGGCCCAUGGACGUGCUCCGCCAGACGCUGCGCCACGAAGGCCUCGGCGGCCUGUACAAGGGCAUCACGCCGCCCCUCGUCGGCGUCGCCGCACAGACCUCGAUCCUCUUCACCGCCUUCAACCUCUCCAAACGCCUCGUAUCCCCCCUCUGCCCCUCGAACCUCUCCGUCUCCCAAAUCGCCCUCGCGGGCGGUAUAGCCGGCGGCGUCAAUACCGUCCUGAGCGCACCCAUCGAACUCGUCAAGAUCCGACAGCAGUCCAACUACGACGCCCGCUCCGCUUCCAUGCUCUCCGUCUUCAACUCCCUCCGCCGCGACGUCGGAUGGAAAUCGGGCGUCUACCGCGGCUUCUGGAUCACAUUCUGGAGAGAGAUCCCCGCCUACUCGGCCUUUUACGCCGCCUUUGAAGCCUCGAAACGCGCAUUCGCAGCCACCCUCCACCCCUCGUCGUCGUCGUCGUCGUCGUCGCACCUCGACGCUCCCGCUUCCAUACCCAUCUGGGCACUCAUGCUCUCCGGAUCCGCGGGCGGAAUCGCAAACUGGCUCGCCUCGUACCCCUUGGACGUCGUCAAGAGCCGCGUACAGCUCUCCGACGAACCCCUCGCCCGCGGCGGCAUCGCAGGAUCGAGGUACAUCGCCCACCAGACCGCACACAUCUACCGCACAGAGGGCCCGCGCGCCUUUGUCCGCGGCCUCAGCCCCACCCUCCUCCGCGCCAUCCCCGCCGCCGCGGCCACCUUUACCACGUUUGAACUCGUAAAGCGCUUCCUCGACGCCUAG
Pseudozyma flocculosa PF-1 is the source of this 966-nucleotide messenger RNA. RefSeq lists its product as uncharacterized. Gene Ontology annotation, molecular function: L-ornithine transmembrane transporter activity. The record is from RefSeq and is a predicted model, not a curated record. Gene Ontology annotation, biological process: mitochondrial L-ornithine transmembrane transport. Bases 1 to 966 code for a protein of 321 amino acids. The transcript has a single exon. NCBI's taxonomy places the organism in Eukaryota, Fungi, Basidiomycota, Ustilaginomycetes, Ustilaginales, Ustilaginaceae.